Molecule: messenger RNA, 2541 nt
Organism: Diachasma alloeum
Lineage: Eukaryota; Metazoa; Arthropoda; Insecta; Hymenoptera; Braconidae
Exons: 4
Coding region: 236-973 (245 amino acids)
Source: RefSeq, a predicted model, not a curated record
CAACCGAACCGGUCACUGUUCUAGCGAGUCACGUGACUGCUGCACUGUGCGCACAUAGGAAAUUUAUUCUUUUCCUUUGAACUGUUGGGAGCGUUGAAUUAAUCUAAACGGAUUGUGCGGAUUAUUCGAUUAUUGAGGGGAUUAUAGAAUCGGUGGUACUGUGAAAUUUUCGACGAUACAGGGAUAUCGUUAGUUGGAGGGAUUUUUCAUUCACAAAGGGAAUUAACCCUCAAACAUGUGGAGUCUUCUUCUUGUUACCUGUUACCUGGCCCUAAUCCACACUGUCACCUCCAGAACGGAGCCCCUGGACUUCCCGAAACCCGAUCGUCACAACGAAAUGCUCAUUCCCUCCGGAGGCAUGGCCCAACCGAAGGAUCUCAUCAGCUUAAAACUUUUCCCCCAACGAUUACAGGAAAUUGAUUCUGGCGACACGAGUGAUUUACCAAACUUGAAUAAACUCGCGAGAUAUAAUCCACAAGUAUUGAGUGGAGAGGAGAACCCACUGUUCGGUGGAUUUGAUGGCGCUGUUUUCGAUCAAUUAGAUGACACAAUACCAGAGGAUUUUGAGGAAGUCAAGCUCAAUCGAUUGUCCAGUUACCUGUCAUCGCUACUGCGCCUGCCGUCCUGGAACUCCCCGCUGAUCAUAAUGGAGGAUCCCGGCGCCCCGGACGAUUUCCAGGAUGACCACCAGGACAUUCGCUCUAUGUUGAAGCGAUCGCGAUACAACAGUCGUUACACCUGGAAACGUCAGAACGGCAGUUGCUUACUUUCCCGUGCUUAUAGAUCACGAAACACCUACGACUACGAUUCUACCCACCUGUGCACACCUUCGCGCGAGGAUGUCUAUCAAUUACUGGUGGCACUGCAUGACGUACGCCAGGGAAACAAAUCCCGCACUGUUCAUUACUGCAAUCGUCGCAGGCCUGUCAACACUGUUUUCACUAAUAUUCGUUUUCUCGGGCGUCGAAAGUAGCUCAGUACAGAUGCAAAAUUACUCUAAGUUCAUUUAUAACAGCUCAAUGAGAAACUUAUGAAGAGUGGGAGCGAGCUGAGAAUCGUGGGUGUAAUUAUCAACUCAUGUGAUAAAAGGGGCCUGAAGCGUUUUUAAUGGUUGUCUGCGCUAAGAGCAAAAGUCACCAAUUCUUCCGGGUAAAUUCACUCAACAAGGGCAAUCUACUGUUCCAUAUAGCUCGCGACACUUUUGCAAAGAAAGGAUGAUGUUUUAGAACCUUUUUUUCUCGGGGAGGAAUGUAGAUUCAUUAGCGGGGUGAAUCUGUAUCGAAGAUCUGGGUCGGCUUAAGCUUCUAUUAAUGUUUCCAAGGCGCAUAUGCUUCUUGAAAGUUUGACUUUCAAUCCUACAAUCGGAGGAGUACACACCCCGAAAAAAAUUGUAGAAUAGCCUAGCGCUUUCUGUAGACACUUUUAUCGAACGUUCAUUGAGAAUUUACGCAACAAAAUUCCAUGGUAAAACGCGAUCUGAAAGUUUAGAGGCAACAAUAGAAAGAUAUAAUUUCAUCACAUUGUUGACACCACAGAGACGCAAGGAAAGAAUAUUUCAUGAAUUAAGUACAUUGUUUCCACAUUUAAAGACGUUUUUUGUCAAUUUAAAAGGAAUUGCAGUCAUUUGAGAACUUGCUGAGGUUCAAAAUUGCAAUUGGAGUCAACUAAAGGGCAUGUUGUUAUGGAUUGGAGAGAGACGACUUCAGUAAUUGUCCCCGUACUUCUUGAGACACUAGGACUGAGAGUCAAAUUUCAAUAGAAGAUUUUUCAAGUUCAAGCCAAUCCUUGAAUUAUCAAGUUUUCACUGAACAUUGUCAUCUCAUAGAGCAAUAUUUUUCAUGAUACACUAAAUAUUUGGAUGAAGUUGUUCAAAAAGUAUAGCAUUGUUCAGUAAAACUGCUCUACCUCUUUUCUAUUGAAGUAACCCUUCCUUUUUCUUCCUUUUGCACCCACGAUUUGACGCUCGCAAUCCGUAAUUUUAUAGACGACCGUUGCGUUGAACUCGGAAGUAAUGGCGCGCUAUAUUUACCUCAUUAAUGAAAGAUGAAAUGAUUUAGAUGACACCGAAAAGUCUACAUCACGGAUGGGAUCGGAAACUUCGUUUAAUGAAAAGUCUGGCAACAAAAUAGCUAAUCAAAUCGCUUACUAAAUAAAGUUUCCGGUCCUACUCAGGAAGAUCAUUCCCUCGAGCUUACACUUCACAGCUGUCCAGUUGUUUCUUUAUUUUCACUGACGCUCAUUUAGAGACGACGGAAUGAACAUCAUACAGUAUUUCUAGUCAGGACAAUCAAGGUGGCACAAUAUCCAUUGUUAAUCGAAAUAAAAACAUCAUCAUCACGUGUUUACUGAAUAUAAAGUUUAACGAAUAACUUCUGCUAAUCGAUGUUGCCAAUUGUAGCAAUUUAGUAUCAAGGGUAUAGACGAUGUCUAUUGAAUGGCCUCUCCAGAAUGAUAAUUGAAGGUGAUGAUCAAUACCCAGAUAAGUAUUAUAAAGUGUCAAACGAUUUUAAUUCAAAUUGUCAAUAAACUAAUUAUAAGUGC